Molecule: messenger RNA, 5066 nt
Organism: Calidris pugnax (ruff)
Lineage: Eukaryota; Metazoa; Chordata; Aves; Charadriiformes; Scolopacidae
Gene: HDAC8
Product: histone deacetylase 8
Exons: 11
Coding region: 2782-4098 (438 amino acids)
Molecular function (GO): histone deacetylase activity
Source: RefSeq, a predicted model, not a curated record
GACUGGAAGGGGCUCUAAGGUCUCCCCAGUGCCUUCUCUUCUCCCGGCUGAACAACCCCAACUCUCUCAUCCUGUCCUCACAGCGGAGUGCCUCCAAUCCUUGGAGCAUCUCUGUGGCCUGCUCUGGCCCUGCUCCAACAGGUCCAUGUCCCUCUGAUGUUGGUGGUCCCAGAGCUGGGGUCUUCCCAGAGUGGAGCAGAGGGAAUCUGCGGAGCGGAGCGGAAUCCACCCCACCCGCACCCCCUGCCGGCCACGCUGCUGGGGAUGCAGCCCAGGAUGCAGGGGCCUUUCUGGGCUGCGAGCGCACAUUGCUGGCUCAUGUCCAGUUUUUCACUCCCCAGCACCCCUAAGCCCUUCUCCUCAGAGCUGCUCUCUUAUCCCUUCAGCCCCAGACUGUGCUGAUAGUGAGGGUUGCCCUGACCCAUGUGCAGGAGACUGCACUUGGCCUUGUGGAACCUCAUGAGGUUCACAGGGGCUCACUUCUUGAGCCUGUCCAGGUCCCUCCUGGAUGGCAUCCCAUCCCUCAGGCAUGUUAACUGCACCACUCAGCUUGGUGUCAUCCACAAACUUGCUGAGGGUGCACUCAUCCCACUGUCUAUGUCAUUGAUGAAGAUAUUGAACCGUACCGGUCCCAGGAUGGCCCUGUGUAUUUCCUUCUUGCCCUUUAGUUUGACCAGCAGGUCUCGACUCAACCAUGCUGGUCUCUUGCCCUCCAUUCCUGAUUCUUACAUCUGGGGAUUGAGAUCUGCCAGCUCUGUUCUGCUCCUUUGCCCCUGAGGGCAGUUUCCCAGAGCGUCUGUUGACUGACUCCCGGAAUUCCUGAGCUGGAAUUUUGCUUUCAUGAAAGUCAGGGUCCUGACUUAACUCUUAGGACUGUGAACUCCACCAGUGCAUGAUCACUGCAGCCCAGGCUGCUUCCAAUCUUGACAUCACCAAUUAGCUUACUUGCGUUGGUGACCAUCAGGUCCAGUGUCGCAUCUCCUGUGGUGGGGGUGUCUAUCGCCAGCCUGAAGAAGUUAUCCUCGAUACACUCCAGAAGUCUCCUGAAUUGCCUGAGGGCCCUUACUGGUACCCCGUCCCUCUAACCUUGGCAUGUUGUUCCACAGCUUGUCACGGGCGAGCCUGAUAUUAUCCCCCUCCCCUUUCAAGCCUAGUUUAAAGCUCUGUCAAUGAGCCCCACUAGCUCAUGAGAAGGAGACCCUCUUCCCCCUUUCAGAAAGGCGAAGCCUAACUGAUGCCAGCAUGCCUGGCACCAUGCAGGCCGUCCCAUUAUUGAAAAAUCCCAAAUUGUGGCAGUAAUACCAGCCACGGAGCGACAUAUUAAUAGUCUGGAUCUGACUUUCUUUCAAUGUUGUUGUCCAUCAACACCAGCAUUGGAAGAAAUAGGAAAACCCAGUCUGUCCUGAGAGGAAAAACUAACCUGUGCUCUAGAUUCCCUUACCAACUGUCCCGAAGCCCAGAAGUCUCUUUUGAUCCCCCUUGGACUAUGCAUUGUGGCUGCUUCGCCACCCACAUGGAGGAGCAGUGGUGGGUAAUAGUCCAAGGGCUAUAUCGAACUAGGAAGUUUCCUAGUGGUAGCCUUAAUGCAGGCUCCAGGGAGGCAGCAGACUUUGAGAGGAGGGUCUGGCUGCCAUAUUGGACCCUCUGUUCCCUUCAGAAGGGAGCUGCCUACAACUAUAACCUGUCGUCUUCUUUGUGGAGGUGGUUGUGGUACAGGCGUCAGCCUCUCUGACCUUGGCAGCACCUCUGGUGAAUAUGCACUGUCAUCCACAUCAACAUCCAUGCAGUGCCCUUCCACAUCCAGAGCUGUAUACCUGUUGGACACAGGCACCUGGGAAGGUGAGGUGGGCAAGGAGGGGGUUCACCUGCCACUCUGAGUGUGGACUUGCCUCUAUUCCCUCCUCUCUUUUAAACUGCUGUCUUCAGCCUGCGUGGGGAGGAGGAUGCAGGACCCUCUUGAUCUUGGUUUUUUCCUGGUGGCUGUUCCCGUUUCCGUCUCAGGGAGGGCAGAACAUGGUUCUACCAGUCUAUCUCUGAGGAGCUGAUGCUCCUCAGACUUUCUACUUCCUCCUGUACCUCUGCCACCAGACUGAGCAGAUCCUCCCCCUGGUCACACCUCACAUGACUGUUCCAGCAGCUGUCAUCUGUCACCAGUGACAGGCUCUGGCACUCCCUGCAGGCUGAGACCUGGGUGGCUGCAUGUUUUCAUGGGAGCUCUGUCUGGAUUGCCACAUGCAUUCUGGCGAGUGCUGGGGACAUGGCUUUCUGCCUGGUGGGUACCACAGUUGACCUCCUGAGACGGUGACGGCCACCGACUGAGCUCAACCCUGGAGCUGGUAGGGUCACUGUCCCCUUCCCAUGUGCGCUGCCACGCUGUACUCUGGUUGCCUGCUCCAGUCACCAUGCUCCUGCUCGUUCCCCGGGAUGCUUUUAUGGGCAUGGAGGAGGCUGUGGCUCUGUGGGCCAAGACCUGCUGCUUUGCUGCGCAUCAGGCCAGCUCCGGAGCAGUUCCCCUUGGUGUGUUUUGUGAUCUUGUAGCCGGUUUAAGCUCCUGUGUUGUCUCAGAGCCACUUCCUGAGGUGGCCGAUACUCUGUAAUUGUUUCCCGCUGAUCCUUCCACACCUGGAGAGCCCUGUCCGGGCAGAGGGGGCUGUAGCCCCUGCUCCACUUCUCCCUUCCUCCAGAGAAACCUGGGAGGGAGCUGGUUCGGGAGCCAGCGGGGCUCUGGCCGUGUUUGGGCCUCAAACCAGGACAGCUCCUCCGGCGAGGGGUGCGUUUUUAAUGACCGUUGUUACAUUUUUAAAGAUAAUCCACCCCACGACCUGCGGCCGGUGGGGACCCCCAAUAAAACGUCUCCUAUGGCGAGUGUGUGUGGACUACAGCUCCCGGCGUGCCUCGGCGGCGCGGCGCCUCCCGGCGUGCCCCGCGGCCGGAAGUGUCCGCCGUGGCGUGCCCCGGGCGGCCCGGCCCGGCGUGGCGGCUCUGAUGGCGGUGGCGGCAGCGACCCCGCCAGUCUAUGUGUAUAGCGCGGAGUACGUGGCUCUCUGCGACUCCCUCUGCAAAGUGCCCAAGCGGGCCAGUAUGGUACACUCGUUGAUUGAAGCAUAUUCCUUACUCGACCAGAUGAAGAUAGUCAAGCCAAAAGUGGCCUCCAUGGAGGAGAUGGCAAGCUUCCACACGGACGCCUACCUGCAGCAUCUGCAGAAGGUCAGUGAGGAGGGAGAUGACGACCAUCCGGAGUCAGUGGAGUAUGGACUGGGUUAUGACUGUCCGGCUACGGAAGGGAUCUUUGAGUACGCAGCAGCCGUGGGAGGAGCCACCAUCACUGCAGCCCAGUGCCUGCUGGACGGCAAGUGCAAGGUAGCGAUUAACUGGCCUGGAGGGUGGCAUCAUGCAAAGAAAGAUGAAGCUUCUGGCUUCUGUUACCUGAACGAUGCUGUCUUGGGGAUCCUGCGGCUGCGCCAGAAAUUUGACCGUGUCCUUUAUAUUGAUUUGGAUUUGCAUCAUGGGGAUGGAGUUGAAGAUGCCUUUAGUUUCACCUCUAAAGUCAUGACUGUUUCUCUGCACAAGUUUUCACCAGGAUUUUUCCCAGGCACAGGUGAUGUGACAGAUGUUGGCCUGGGGAAAGGUCGCUAUUACAGCGUGAAUGUACCUAUUCAAGAUGGCAUUCAGGAUGAGAAAUAUUACCAGAUCUGUGAAACCGUGCUGAAGGAGGUGUAUGCCGCCUUCAAUCCAGACGCGGUUGUGCUGCAGCUGGGGGCAGACACCAUCGCCGGAGACCCUAUGUGCUCUUUCAACAUGACGCCGGAGGGAGUGGGCAAGUGUCUGAAGUACGUCCUGCAGUGGCAGCUGGCGACUCUCAUCCUGGGAGGAGGAGGCUACAACCUUGCCAACACAGCUCGCUGCUGGACAUACUUGACUGGGGUCAUCCUUGGGAGAACGCUGUCCUCCGAGAUCCCUGAUCAUGAGUUCUUCACAGAGUACGGUCCUGAUUAUGUGCUGGAGAUCACACCGAGCUGCAGACCAGAUCGCAAUGAGCCACAGAGAAUUCAAGAAAUUCUAAACUCCAUCAAAGGGAAUCUGAAGCACGUUGUUUAGCAGAGAAGGAAGGCUCAGGUUUCCGCAAGAGCAUUUCCUGUGGGGAAGACAGCGUGUUUAUGUGAGCAGCUGGUGAAAUUUGUGGCUGCCGGAGAAAUUUGGAAGAAAUUACUGUUGAUUGGUUCAUUAUUUUCUCUUUAAAGAAGAAAAGCUGCUGUGCACCACGAGCAGCGUGACUCUCCCCAGGCAGGAGUGUGGGCUCUCCAGCCACAGUCUUACAGGGUUGGCAGAGCCUCCUUUCUCUGUCCUUUUUAACACCACAGAGUUUAGUCUCACAACUGUUUUUUAAUGUUUUUUAAGAGAGGAGCUGAUCAGAGCUGAGACUGCUCCCCAGCUGGAGCCCUGUGCCCAGUUGCCUUCUGUCAGGAGCAUGGCCCCUGGGGCAGGGGCUGUGCCUCUUACUCACAGAAAGGCUCAGGCACUGUGUUUUUUUCACUGGGAUUUUUUUUUUUUUUUUAAUAAAGUAUUUGAAAUACUCCUUCAGCCCUUUCCUUUCUUCCUGCACCCAUCCUGCCUUGCCAAUGCUCUUUUUCCACAGCAGUUCACGUGUUCAGUGGAUGUCCAGCCAGUGCUGGAAAGCAAAGAUCUGCUGUCCCUUCCAGCUCCAUCACUUAAGGCAGCACAACCCCCCCCAGGUAAUGGGUGGGCUCCUGAAAUGCUGUGUGGAGGGGCCAGAGCCCAGGACUCUCCAGAGUGUCAAGGGAGAUGUAGGGCAGGUUGGCAGCUCCUGUCACAGGAGAUCUUGGAUGAACUUCUGGCUGCCCCAUGGAGCUUCCACUCAGUGUCUCGGGAAGGGGACAGGUACGGAGUUAUCUGGGGCAGAUCCCUCCUGGUACCUCUGGCUGUGGAGCCUGGCCUCUCUGCCCUUGUCUCCUCUUUCAUCUGGUCCGUGGAGCUUCUAUUUGUGCCAUUUCUUUUUAACGAUGUCCAGGCACUGUGGGAAAGCAUAUCUCGUAUUGCUUUAAUUG